Molecule: messenger RNA, 3788 nt
Organism: Python bivittatus (Burmese python)
Lineage: Eukaryota; Metazoa; Chordata; Lepidosauria; Squamata; Pythonidae
Source: RefSeq, a predicted model, not a curated record
AUGGAAACAGGGAAAGUGGGUGGGCUCCACGUUGAAGAGAAGCCCAAUUCUGCGACUGAUAACAUCCGGGGCCAUCUUCGCAGCGGUGAGCCCGGUGCCGGGCCUGAAGGGCGUCGGUUCGGGCUCUGCGCUUGGGAUGGACGAGCCUGGCAACUGCACGGCGCGCCGGGGGGCUUCGUGCUGCAAGUAGAGGCGCCGGCGGCGGUCUUGACCCCGUGGCUGAUUCCGUUGCCCACCGCAGGCUGGCUGCGGGCUCUGGGCGCACUAGUCCUGCUGGCUCUGUCGGCGCUGUUCAGUGGCCUCCGCCUGGCCGUGCUGUCGCUCGAUCCGAUGGAGCUGCGGGUACUGCGCAACAGUGGCUCGGCUGCAGAGAGGGACCAGGCACGCAAGGUAGAGGCUGCGCGCGGCCGAGGUGGAAGCGGCACUUACCUGCUGUGCACACUGUUGCUCGGACAGGCGGGUGCCAACGCCACGCUGGCGGGCUGGUUAUGUGCUGCUCUACAAGCCAGUCACAGUUUCCUGCCCGAAGUAAGCCAAGGUGUGCCGUGGCUGCCUGUCCUGCUCUGCACCGGUGUCGUCUUCCUGGGUGGCGAGGUAUUGCCCUACUCUGUUUGCUCCCGCCAUGGGUUAGCCAUUGCUGCACACACGCUCUUUCUCACCCGCCUGCUCAUGGCUGCCACCUUCCCUAUCUGCUAUCCACUCAGCCGUUUGCUAGAUUGGGCCUUGCAUCAAGAGCUGAGCACCUUCUCCACGAGGGAGCGCCUGCUGGAGACCCUGCGGGCUGCUGACCCCCAUGGUGAUCUUGUGAGUGAGGAGCUAGCCAUGGUACAAGGUGCGCUGGAGUUGCGCACCAAGGUGGUUGAGGACAUCUUGACACCCCUGAACGAUUGUUUUAUGUUGCACUCUGAUGCCAUACUUGACUUCACCACCAUUUCUGAGAUUCUUCGCUCAGGCUAUACCCGCAUCCCUGUAUAUGAAGGUGAGCGACGAGACAACAUUGUCGACUUGCUGUUUGUCAAAGACUUGGCCUUCGUGGAUCCUGAUGACUGCACUCCACUGCAGACAGUUACCCGCUUCUAUCACCGCCCGCUGCACUGUGUCUUCCAUGACACCCGCCUAGAUACGCUGCUCGAGGAGUUCAAGAAGGGUAAAUCACACCUUGCAAUCGUGCAGAGAGUGAAUGAUGAAGGGGAAGGAGACCCUUUCUAUGAGGUGAUGGGGAUUGUCACUCUGGAGGAUGUGAUUGAAGAGAUAAUCAAAUCGGAGAUUCUGGAUGAGACAGAUCUCUAUACAGACAAUCAGAAAAAGGAAAGGAUCCCCCAUCGGGGUAGGAAGCCUCAUGAUUUCUCCAUCUUCAGACUUUCAGAUAGUGAGAUGAGGGUGAAGAUCUCCCCACAGCUGCUGCUGGCUACUCAUCGCUUUAUGGCUACAGAGGUGGAACCUUUCAAGAUGCCACAUCUCUCAGAGAAGAUCCUGCUACGGCUGCUCAAACAUCCCAAUGUCAUCCAGGAGAUGAAAUUUGACCACAAAAACAAGCGAGCACCUGAGCACUAUCUUUACCAACGUAACCGGCCAGUUGACUAUUUUGUGCUCAUCUUACAGGGAAAAGUGGAGGUGGAAGUGGGGAAGGAAGGACUGCGAUUUGAGAAUGGUGCCUUCACAUACUAUGGUGUCCCAGCAAUCAUGGCUGUCAUCUGUUCAGAUAAUGAUGGGCGCAAAAUGAGCAGCCUGGCUGGGUCAUCUUUCCUGUUGAAUCAGUCCCCAUCCCGUUGCAGUGGAUUAAAUCGCUCCGAGUCUCCUAUUCGAGAACGUAAUGACUAUGGAGGCAGCAGCACCCAACUCCAUAGUGGCAGCAACAACAACAUAUACACUCCAGAUUACUCUGUUCACAUUCUUUGUGAUGUACAGUUUGUCAAGAUUACUCGGCAACAGUAUCAGAAUGCAUUGGCUGCCAACCGCAUGGACAGCUCUCCCCAGACCCCUGACACGGAUGUUUUCAAUGAUGGUGAUUCCACAAAGGCUCCCACAGUUAGAGGCACCCCACAGACACCCAAGGAUGAUCCUGCUAUUCUCUUGAAUGAGAGAAGCAGCAUUGUGGCCAGCAAGUCAGAUGGGAAUGUGAAGAGCCCCACAGACUCUAUGUUUCUGCACAUGGAGGGAAUCCCUCACAUUCAGGAAGAGCUGACAGGCAACCCAGAAAUCAGCAUGCAGAAAAAUGAGGCCUGUAUUGUCAGGCUGGAACCUGAGUCCUCAAGCAGGGAAAUGGAGCUCAGCACAUCUCCAAGUGGUCCUCAGGAACCCCUGGGAAAGAAGUUACUUCGGACACUUAGUGGAAGGAGAAAGCCUUCGGCAGAUAGUGAAAAAAGUUCAGAUGAUAAUACUAACUUCACAUCGCUCAUCACAUGAGUGGCGACAUGGCUCUGCCUUUCUCACAGGUCUGCAGCAUGACAGCCGACUGUGACAAGAUUCAUGUGUAUGUUACAGCACCUGCUUCUCUAACAUUAACUACCCCUUACCUUUAGGGCUAGAGAGACCACAGCCCUUUAAGCUUGAGAGGUGGCAUCAACAAAUAUGAGAGCUGAAAAAGUCUCAGGAAAAAGUGGAAAUGAGAACAGUAUGUUGGCGGAGUGUGAGGAUUCCUCUAAGUAGCUUAGCAGGGCAGUGUCCUCACCGUCUCUCAAUUACUACCAUUGGGGAAAAAUACAAAGGAAGAGGGCAUACAGGCCUUUCCUGCUGGACAUGCCACUCCUUUCAUUAGUGUGGUCCAGGAGAGUAGAAUGAGUGCGUGUGUGUGCAACAACAUCACACCAUACACUCGCUCUGAAUUCAUCUGCAUCUGAGCAUUAUCCAAAUCUGCCCUAGACAUGUGGUGUUGGUAACCAGCAUCAGCAGGCUUUGGGCUGGCAGUCUGAAGUGCACAUCAUCGCACAAAUCACCUUGUCAUUUGUAACCUGUGAAUAAAUGGGCAUUUGACCCUAUUGAUAUUCUGACUUCCAGAUCAAUUGAGAAAAAAGAGGAAGGUUUGACAUCAGGUCUCUGGGAGAAAUAAAAUGCACCUGUUUUAAAUUAUUUAGUUCUUUUGAUGUGUAGCUUAAAGCACAUACAGGAGGGAAGGAGAGAGUAAAAGAACAUGCAUUACAAGUUUUGGUAGAGAUACCGUCAAAAUGUGGCCUUUAAGCUUCUUCUUGAUCAAACUCAAAAUUGAGGUCAUUGAUUGAAUGUUUAGAAGUGCUUUUGAAGUCCAUUUUCUCCAACUGUUUUAGCUGGUAAAGAUUUGAAAGUAGCACUACUAACAGUUCGUCAGUCACUUCUAAUAAGGGCAGGUCCACAAAGGUAUUCCUGAAAAGUUGCUUAUUGCAACUUCAUUGUUCUCCAAGGGAGAGGCAGUAUUUGCAUGUGAAGUAAAAUGAAAAAGUAGAUUUAUUCUGCCUCAAAAUAUAACCUUUAUUCAAUCCAAUUUCAAGGCCACCUAUCAAAAAUGUGUUUAACUGUGGGGGUAAAGUCGAAACUAAAUAGCAGGAAAAGCAUAUUCAGCUUCACACACUGUGCCAAAGAACAAACAAACUGCUAUAUGUUGUACUACAUUAUAAAAACCUGGACAACCAUUUAAUGGCAGCAAAGAGAUUGUUCUUUGCUGCCAACUAGUGUUCAUCUGGGGUUUAGUAGCCCAAAUCUGGUAACACUACAUCAUGACUUAGUGCGAUUAUGAUGUGAACAGAAUCGUGACCUUAGAUAUAACAGGAUGGUGGCAGCCAUACAAAGACUGUGGAAGAGUAAGUCUGCUAAAA